This is a messenger RNA of Arachis stenosperma, 1137 nucleotides long. RefSeq lists its product as uncharacterized. The coding region runs from base 1 to 1137 and encodes 378 amino acids. The transcript has a single exon. Lineage: Eukaryota; Viridiplantae; Streptophyta; Magnoliopsida; Fabales; Fabaceae. The record is from RefSeq and is a predicted model, not a curated record.
AUGGCUAGUGAGGAGAGUUUUGUUGUUUUGGUGCACCACAGAGGAUCUGUUAAUAGAAAAACUCGUUCCGGAGUAAAGUUCACAGAUAAGAAUCCUCUAUGUAUUGUCAUAACAUCUACGACGAGUUACGAUGACCUUGUUAGCGCUGUACUAAUGAAGCUUGGUCUGGAGGGUGCGAAGCGGGUAAAGAAGUUUUUCUAUCGCAUUCCAGUCACGGUGCUACAGAAUACGGUGAAGUAUGAUUGCUUCACGAUUAAUAAUGAUGCGGACUUGCAAGUAAUGUUUCUCUGUCGGCGGCAGUUUCCGGAGGUGAGGACACCGGAGUUGUUGGCCCGGCUGGUUGAUGUUGUAUCCAGCUCCGGCGGUUCGAACAGGAAUAUGAACACUAUAGCGAAUGCAGCAGGUUCUAGUUCCCGGCCUGCCGUUGCUUCCUCGUCCGUCCCUGUGUACGAACCAGUGGUCCAACAUGUCGCCUCUCCAUCUUUCGCUGUUGACCUCAAUGCCACCGAAGGCGACGAGGUAGUGGAAAGGGAAAAUUUGCCGAACGCUUUAGUGGGAGUUGCACCUGUUGGCGUAGGAGACGGUUUUUUGGACGAUGAAGACGAGGAUGACGUCGAGCCGGAUAUGAUUGACGAUGAUAGCGCUGAUGAUAUUGGAGCGACUGGGCCUGCAUUGGAGGUAGGUGGUUCUAGCUCUGGCACACAGCAGUAUCCACCACAUUUUUCCUCAUUGGACUUGGACGCCAUGAGACAUGAGGGGGUUUUAGGGCACGCUGUUGGAUUCGGAGCUAGAGAUGCGGAAGGGAGUACUGGUCUGACAGAGUUCCAGGUUGGUCAGCAAUUCCAGGAUAAAGAUGAGGCCCUUUUAAGUGUGAAGACUUACAGCAUCCGGCGAGGGGUACAGUACAAGGUGGUGGAGUCCGAUCACCGCCGUAUGUGGGCAAGUGUCCGAGUUUGGGAAUGGGUGCACAUGGUUGAUUCGACUGAGUCUCCGGAAGCGCAAGGGCAUCUGGGAGGUCAAACGGUACAUGGACCUCACACUUGCCUGGCCACAUCCAUCUCUAGUGACCACAGGAGUUUGGAUUAUCAUGUGAUUUCGGCUUUCAUUAUGCCAAUGGUUAGGCCGAUGCAUCCGUGA